Messenger RNA from Drosophila subobscura, 675 nucleotides. RefSeq lists its product as uncharacterized. Lineage: Eukaryota; Metazoa; Arthropoda; Insecta; Diptera; Drosophilidae. The coding region runs from base 1 to 549 and encodes 182 amino acids. The record is from RefSeq and is a predicted model, not a curated record. The transcript has 3 exons.
AUGGGGAUUCAAUUCGCAUUCGUUUGUCCGUCGCUCAAGAGCAAUGCAUACAAUAAAUAUGGUACGCAGGAUGCGGUGGUUUUCAAGUUCACAAACUUCGCCUGCGAGAGCUACAACAAGUCCUGGAUCGUGUUCCACAACUAUCGUCUGAAGGCCGUGAGCCGGGACAAGGUGCUCCUCAAUUUGAACGCGACUCUACUAAAUCCGGCGCAUGGUGUAACAAUACGUGGAAGGGUCUUGAAGAGAGCGAAUGGCUAUAAGCCUUGGCUCUUCGACGUGACCUUUGAUGCCUGUCGAUUCAUGCGCAAGCAAUACAUUCCGAUUGUUUCACUAGUCUACGGGCUCUUCAAACAGUUCACCAACAUUAAUCACACAUGUCCUUACGUGGGCCCAGCGAUUGUCAAGGAUUUUUAUCUGAAUCCCGAACUGUUGCGCCUGCCCUUCCCAACGGGAGACUACUUGCUGGCGAUUCGAUGGUUCUUUGAAAAAAAGCUCGUAUCAGAUACGAAUGUGAGUUUCGUGUUCGUGGAGGAUCUCCUGAAUAGCUAAUUUGAACAAUUAUUGUACAGAUGUGUCACGUAUAUUUAAUCGAUUAAUGUACACCCAAAUAUUGGAUUGUUUUUCUCUGCCUUUUAUUGGCUGCGAUGCCAAUUAUUUCCUAUAAUUGAGAUCCUA